CUCACUGGUGACAUCAUUUCUGGUAUAAAAGACCAGUUUGAGAACUGAUGCACAUCCGAGACGCUGGUCUGGGCUGUGUACUGUGCUGUAGGCUGGUCAUCAUGCGUGAAAUUGUACAUCUGCAGAUUGGACAAUGUGGCAACCAGAUAGGCUCAAAGUUCUGGGAAGUGAUCAGUGAAGAACAUGGGAUCAAUGUAGCGGGACUCUACGAAGGAGACAGCAGUCUCCAGCUGGACAGGAUUAAUGUCUACUUCAAUGAAGCACAUGGUGGUAAAUAUGUGCCAAGGUCCUUGCUUAUUGACCUGGAGCCCGGCACCAUGGACAGUAUUAGAGGAAGCCGCAUCGGUGGUCUUUUCAGGCCUGACAACUUCAUCCACGGAAGCUCAGGAGCUGGAAAUAACUGGGCAAAGGGCCAUUACACUGACGGAGCUGAAUUGGUGGAGCAGGUGAUCGACAGAGUGAGAAACGAGAGUGAAAGCUGCGAUUGCUUGCAGGGCUUUCAGUUGGUUCACUCCUUGGGGGGUGGAACUGGCUCUGGCAUGGGCACCCUUAUUAUCAACAAGAUCAGAGAGGACUAUCCCGAUCGUAUCAUGAAUAGCUUCAGUGUGAUGCCUUCUCCAAAAGUCUCCGACACAGUGGUGGAGCCCUACAAUGCCACCUUGUCUGUUCAUCAACUCCUGGAGAACACAGAUGAGACCUUCUGCAUUGACAAUGAGGCCCUCUACGACAUCUGUUUCCGCACACUGAAAAUGUCCACGCCCACCUAUGGAGACCUCAACCACUUGGUGUCCAUGACCAUGAGUGGGGUCACCACCUCCUUGAGAUUCCCUGGACAGCUAAAUGCAGACUUGCGGAAGCUGGCUGUCAACAUGGUGCCUUUCCCUCGUCUCCAUUUCUUCAUGCCUGGCUUUGCCCCCCUGACACCACGCGGUAGCCAACAGUAUAGAGCCGUAACAGUCCCUGAGCUCACCCAGCAGAUGUUUGAUGCCCGUAACAUGAUGACGGCCUGUGACCCAAGGCGAGGUCGCUACCUCACUGUUGCUGGUGUAUUCCGCGGCAGGAUGUCCACCAAAGAGGUUGAUGAACAGAUGCUUGCAAUUCAGCAGAAAAACAGCAACUACUUUGUGGACUGGAUCCCACAUAAUGUUAAGGUUGCCGUAUGUGACAUCCCACCCAGAGGCCUCAAAAUGUCCUCCACUUUCAUUGGCAACAACACUGCCAUUCAGGAGGUAUUCCGCCGUGUGGGUGAGCAGUUUUCCCUCAUGUUUCGACGGAAGGCUUUUCUUCACUGGUACACAGGGGAGGGUAUGGAUGAAAUGGAGUUCACCGAGGCAGAGAAUAACCUCAAUGACCUUGUCUCAGAGUACCAGCAGUACCAAGACGCCACUGCUGAUCAAGACUCAGAGGCAGAGGAUGAGGAAAGAGAUGAGAGAGCAUCAUCACUAAUGCCAACUAAAGUUAACUCUCUGCUGGAUGUUCAGAUGGAAACGGUGACGGAAGCCAACAACGAAACUCUUGCUGACUAGAAGAUGAACUUGUGUGUUACAGUUCAGUGUGGUGUCAUGUCUGGAGGUAUUGUCCGGUUGUUAAGAUGUAAAAGCCAAAUGACAGAUGUUGGUCUAAAAAGGAGCUGGUACCAUGAAGGGUUCAGACUGAAAAUCCAAGAAGUCCAAAACCACAAAUUUUUAGUUGAGGACAAUAUGUGCUUGGGUGCUUAGAUACAAUCAGUGAGCAAAAUAUUAAUGAAUUGGAACAUAACAUUAUCAUUUUAUUUAUGGAAAGCUGUGCAUUUUCUCAUGUGUUUUCCUUUAAAUUCUUAUUUUAAGAUGCUUUUUUUUCUCAAUUAAGAAUGGCUUUACUGGGUUUUGCAUCUGAACCCUUCAUAUAUUUCAGUUUUUUACUUUGUUAAAACGUGCUGUCAUAAUACCGGAUGGAUGAUGUCUGUUUUUGCUCCGGAAAAGCUGAGGUUUCAAAAGUCCCACUCCUUUCACAUUUCAUAUUCCCAUGAAAUUUGACUGACAACUUUGGCCCCCAAUGACUGGACAAAAGCACCUCUUCCUGCUCAAAAUACAUAAUCAAGUAAUGUCAACCGGUCUCACAAAACUUGGUUAUUUUAAUGGGAAACAUAUCAUUAAUUUUAUUUUAACAGUUUAAUACAAUUUUCUCAUUGAAACAACCAAGUUGUCAUUUCAUUUCUUUUUUUUCUUUUUUUUUAAGAGUGCACUUGCACUCUAAUAUGAAUUUAGGGUUUUGGUAGAGACCCUUUUUUGCAGGGGGGAGGGGAGCGGGGCGGUCACAGGCCAUUAGGUUUGGCAUCCAGUUUUAUCUUGGUGUUGGUCACUGCAUACUUAAUUUUCAUUGUGACUCUACCAGAACAGUAAAAGUUAUUGAGGUCUGAAAUAAAACCCAACUUUUUCUUUUUAUUAUUGUUCAUACAAGUGUCCACAGUCUCACUUCAGUCCUAUAAAUUGCAACUCCUUGUCAUUUCACACAAACUUUUAUCUUGGUGAUGGCUAUUGCAUAUCAGUUUUCAUUGGGAUCCUACUGGAACCCUUAAAGGUAUUGGGGUUUUUAAAAAUCACCUUUUCCCUGUUGUUUAUACAUGUUUCCAGGCCCCCACUUCAGUCUUACAUAGUGGAUAUCUUUGCACUUUGGUAUAUUUUUACCUUGGUGUUGGCAGUUGGAGUCUUAAUCCAACCCAUAGCUUUGUAUUUGUAGUCUGAUAUGAACCUUGGGGACCACUAGGGAGCUUUCUCUGUUGGGUAGACUUCCUAAUUUGACACAGGUUUAUAUCGGUGUUGGCCAUUGUAUAUAUUCAUAGUGUUUUCACAUAAAAUGGGUAGUGGCAGCUUAGUGCUAUGAGCAGUGGUGACUUUUUUACCCAUUGGACAGACUUCAAGAGUUAGCACACCACUUCAUCUCAGCAAUACAAGGUGCAGUUUUUCCAAGUAGUAUAUGUUACAGCAUAUUUGCAUAUGUAUUUUGAAAAAUUCUUGUAUGCCUGAAUUUUUGCACAGUAUUUUGUCAAAGUUUUUUUUUCCCCCUGUCAGAAAUCACCCUUUGAUUAAGCUAUUUGUAUAUGUAGAAACAUUAAUGUCACACUAGCUCUAUGUGUUCUACUCCUGUUAAAAUGUGAUUGUGAUGUUAACACUUGGUCUUUUUUUUUGUUUGUUUUUAAAAGCAUAUUUUGUACAUCUUUCAGCGAUAUUAAUAAGCCAUAUUAAAAAAGCAAAAGCAACAAAAAUCACCAAACUAUUAAAACAUUUUAAUUCUC
Thalassophryne amazonica is the source of this 3274-nucleotide messenger RNA. RefSeq names its product tubulin beta-6 chain. Gene Ontology annotation, cellular component: microtubule; cytoplasm. NCBI's taxonomy places the organism in Eukaryota, Metazoa, Chordata, Actinopteri, Batrachoidiformes, Batrachoididae. Gene Ontology annotation, molecular function: structural constituent of cytoskeleton; GTP binding; GTPase activity. The transcript has 4 exons. Gene Ontology annotation, biological process: microtubule cytoskeleton organization; mitotic cell cycle. The coding region runs from base 48 to 1526 and encodes 492 amino acids. The record is from RefSeq and is a predicted model, not a curated record.